CGGGAAACGGACGAACCAGGCAACCAGCAUCGGCCAGCGGUUUAUUUAAUAUUGUUAUUACUCAUUACACUCACCGCUUAUGCUCGCGCCACAUACCGUUUACCUGUAAUGUUGGUCGUGGGCGCCGCGUGUUCGUUUGGUUGAGUGCGAUUUUUAAUUGUUUGCCCGCGAUUUCACUUCGUCGGUAAUCGGCAGCCUCCGUUGGACACGAUCGUUUUUGUGGAAAUUGUUUGACCGCACGAAAACGGAUAUCGAAAUUCGUCCUCGCUGAUUUUUUUAAUUUUUUUUUUUUUUUUUUAAUCGUUUUUCAUCUAAAAUAAUAAUAUAUUUAACCGUUAUCAAUUUAUCAUCCGUGUGGUGUGGAUUACAAUACGUGAUAGCGGCGAACAAUAAUAAUAAAAAAGCAACACAUUUUCGGGCGGGUCUGCGAGGCGCGAGUGCAUCCUGUGAUAAGAGAUAAAGCGGUACGAGCCUCAAUCGCGGCCGGUUGUUGUUUCAUAACGCAAUUAUUUAGGUACCCAGUGCCCAACGUUAAUAAUUAUAGAAAUUAUGGUAUAUAUUUUUUCACCGUGUUUAGUAUUUAAUUUUUUGUUUCCACGUUGCUGUUGAACGGAUGUGCAUAGUGCGACAGUCACCGAAGUCGUGUUUACUUGGCCGCUCGUAUCUAGUAUAGUUAAACCGGUUUGAAUGUGUGCCCAUCAAAUUUUUUUUUUUCAAACGACCCAAGUGAAGUGAACCCAACAACGACGACCACACCAACAUUUUCGUUGUCAAACCAUCUUCACCGUAAAACUACGGGUAAUGGACGCGUGAACCACACGACCAUCCUGUGCUCGGACUUAUACCCACGAGAUAAUGUCCACGACGCCGUUCGUGGUCAAGCACGAUGGGAAGAAGCACAAUAUUGAACAUUUUUUGCGCUUCCACCCGGGUGGCACCAACACAUUGUCAUUAUUGAAGAACGCCGAUGUCACUAAUCGGCUGUUGGCUACUCAUCACUCUGCUGCUGCAUACGAGUUGCUCAAAGAUUAUAGAGUAGACGAGGAAGAUGUACACAAACAUAUUAGAGAGGAUGGCGAUCUAGAAAGCCUUGUGGAUUGGAAUCGACCCAUGUUUUGGCAAGUUGGAUCGCUAGGCCCAAAGUAUAAACAAUGGGUAUUGGCUCCUGUUGAUCGAAAACUGAGAUUGUUUGGGUCCGACUUCAUUGAAUCGCUAACCAUUACUUCAUGGUAUAUGGUGCCAUCGAUUUGGAUACCUGUGAUGUGUUACUUGAUAUUCAUUGGUUACCAGAGGUUAAGCAGUUCAAUAGAUCAAACAAUUAAUUCAGAUAAUUUUACGAUAGGAAUAUUGGUCAUAAGUUCAACUAUUUUGGGCUUACUUUUGUGGCCUCUCAUUGAAUACACCAUUCAUCGUUGGCUGUUUCAUCUACAGCCUCCAGACAACUCACCAUUACUUAUCACAUUGCAUUUCGGCAUUCAUGGACUACAUCACAAGGUACCAUUUGAUGACCGACGGUUAUUAUUUCCGCCGGGACCAGCCGCAGUACUCAUAUCGGCUGCGUACGCUAUAUACCUGAUGCUGUUUCCUCAUUGGAUGGCGCCGCUGGUAUUGGCCGGAAUGAUUGCGGGCUAUGUAACUUAUGAUUUAAUACAUUUCUACUUACACUACGGAUGUCCCAGGGAAGGCUCGUACCUGUAUUCAAUGAAAAGAUACCACAACCAACAUCAUUUCGCGCACCACGAUAGCGGUUUCGGUAUCAGCAGCCAAUUUUGGGACCACAUAUUCGGCACAGAGAUUAUCCUGAAAAAGCUUAGCCGAUGUUUAAAAUGGUACUAACCUGCUACCUGUGAACUCGUGCCUUAUAAAUUAUAAUAAAAUAUAUAUUAAAAAAGAAAUUAAAAUAUAAUAUAUAUAUAUAUAUAUAUUAACUUAUUCAUAUAUAUGUAUAUAUGUAUACAAAGUAUAUAUGUAUAUUGAUAUAUACAAUUAUUAUUAUUAUUAUUAUUAUUAAUUAUUAUGAUACAAAGGAAAGAAAUCACACCAAAUCUCGGAGUGCCUAUCUAAUGAAACUCAAAUAUUACAAUUAAUGAUUUAACAAAUAAUGAUCCGCUCACGGAAGCAGUCAUAACACGACGGUAUAUUAUAUAUAUAUGUAACUCGUUUAAUUUUGUUAUAUAUACAAUAUAUAUAAAUGUAUUUAUUGUCGCUUUUCAUUGCUAUUUUGUUCAAAGGUAUUACAAAACUUAAAAGCUGUUUUGUUGUUACUCUGUACAUUAUCAUUAUUAUUAUUAUUGUUUUUUUUUUUUUUUUGUCUUUUUAAAUAAUAAAAACAAUAUUAUUUAUACUUAGA
Aphis gossypii (cotton aphid) is the source of this 2350-nucleotide messenger RNA. It is a transcript of the gene Fa2h, whose product is annotated as fatty acid 2-hydroxylase. Gene Ontology annotation, molecular function: iron ion binding; fatty acid 2-hydroxylase activity; heme binding. The transcript has 6 exons. Bases 856 to 1836 code for a protein of 326 amino acids. Gene Ontology annotation, cellular component: membrane; endoplasmic reticulum. NCBI's taxonomy places the organism in Eukaryota, Metazoa, Arthropoda, Insecta, Hemiptera, Aphididae. Gene Ontology annotation, biological process: fatty acid metabolic process; lipid biosynthetic process. The record is from RefSeq and is a predicted model, not a curated record.